GUAGUAUCCGUUUUGGUUCGACGCCGUGAAUGUCAACUGUUGAACCGUGUGCAAACAAUCAUAUUGGACUAGUGUCAUUUAUGAGCAUUUACUCAUAUAACGAUUAACGAUUCAUGAUAAUUGUCUUAAAUUAUUAAAAAUAAUGGCGGAGGAGAACGCGUUUUUGAAGAGGCUGAAAAAUGGCGGGAAUCUGGUGGUAGCAGAAGGCUACAUCUUUGAGUUCGAACGCAAGGGCUAUCUGCAAGCGGGAACAUUUGUACCGGAAGUGAUCAUAGAACACCCAGAGCUUGUGCGCCACAUGUAUGAAGAGUUCGUUCACGCCGGGAGUGAAGUUGUACUUGCAUUUACAUACUACGCGCACAGGGAAAAACUUCGACUGAUUGGACGAGAGAAUGACCUAGAUGCUAUGAAUAGGAGCGCCCUGCAGAUGGCGCGCGAGGUGGCUGAUAAACAUGGCUGUCUUAUGGCGGGAAAUAUCUCCAAUACGACCGCAUAUGUGACUGAUGACCCUGAAUCGCACAAGAAGGUGGAGGAAAUAUUUAAGGAGCAGAUCGAGAUUGCAGUGGAAUACAACGCAGAUUACAUCGUCGGAGAGACGUUCGGACAUUUUGGCGAGGCAAUGCUUGCGCUGGAAUCUAUCAAGAAAUAUGGGAAAGGGUUGCCAGCGGUGGUGACCAUCUCUGCUCCAGCGACAGAGACGCUUAUUGACGGUGUGACUUUGGUGGACGCAUGCAAGCGUCUGGAGGAUGCCGGCGCCGCCGUCGUCGGUCUUAACUGCGGUAGAGGACCGGAAACCAUGAUUCCCGCGAUACGAGAAAUCAAGAAAGUGUGCAAGGGCCCAGUCGCUGCACUUCCGGUUACGUACAGAACGACACCGGAAGAGCCGACAUUUUUCUCGCUUACCGUCCCGGGCACAAAGAAUCGCGCGUUCCCGCUGGAGCUGUGCACGUGUCUGUGCAGCCGGAAGCAGAUAGCAGACUUCGCCGCCCAGUGCCGAGACCUCGGCGUCGAGUAUGUCGGUCUCUGCUGUGGGAACUCCGCCAAUAUGACGCGCAUCGUUGCAGAGACGUACGGACGGUCGCCGCCCGCCAGCAGAUACGCGCCCGCUAUGGAGAAGCACUUCAUCUUUGGCGAGAAGGCCAAGUUCAAGGACGCCUACACAAAGGAUAUGCGCGCGCACAUCGGCGGGGAUUUUGACUGAACGUGCUUUAUGUUAACAUAAAUGAGAAUUUAAAUUGGUUAUUAACCAGCGCAAAGUACAGACACAUAAAUAUAUUAGAAAACAACGUAGAUUAUAUAAUUGUUGCUUUUUGAAUUUGCUCAAACGCAUUCCCGGAAAAUGGAUGUUAUUUUUCGUUUUAAGUAAUGCAUUAUAAUUGAAAAUAAUAUAUUUUAUUAUAUAUAUAAUAUAUACAACCCUUGAACAAUGAUUCAUCAAUCAGUUGAGGGACUCGUUGCCAUGAAACAGUCAUCUGAUAUUGCAGAGAGAAGCGUGCCCGAUAGAGGAUAAAAACGACACCAAACAGUUAAAUGCAUCAUUCACACUUUUGAAGGGUCAAUUGUUAGAAUUACCUACCAUGAGAAAGAUUACGUUUGGAGGACUUUUUAAAAAUAUUAAAAUUAUGAGUGAUACUCAAAACGAGCAAACCGAUGGCUUAUUCGUAUUCGUAUAAUGUAGAUUCUAUAAUUGUUGCUUUUUGUAUUUGCUCAACCGCAUUCCCGGAAAAUGGAUGUUAUUUUUCGUUUUAAGUAAUGCAUUAUAAUUGAAAAUAAUAUAUUAUACUUGUAUCAGCCACUUGCAUGUGUUUGAGUGGAGGGGACUAUAGGUUUAUUCUAUAUCCGUUCGUCUGUCAGGGUGUUCAUUUAUAAAACAGGAUCUUGUGAUACAUUAAAAAGAACUAAAACAUUUUAAUGAAA
Molecule: messenger RNA, 1917 nt
Organism: Dreissena polymorpha
Lineage: Eukaryota; Metazoa; Mollusca; Bivalvia; Myida; Dreissenidae
Product: betaine--homocysteine S-methyltransferase 1-like
Exons: 7
Coding region: 143-1201 (352 amino acids)
Molecular function (GO): methyltransferase activity; zinc ion binding
Source: RefSeq, a predicted model, not a curated record